Juglans microcarpa x Juglans regia is the source of this 1314-nucleotide messenger RNA. RefSeq names its product protein FATTY ACID EXPORT 3, chloroplastic. Bases 72 to 1058 code for a protein of 328 amino acids. The record is from RefSeq and is a predicted model, not a curated record. NCBI's taxonomy places the organism in Eukaryota, Viridiplantae, Streptophyta, Magnoliopsida, Fagales, Juglandaceae. The transcript is spliced from 7 exons. Gene Ontology annotation, cellular component: membrane.
UAAAGGGACACUCACCUUCUUUCGUCUGCUUCGCCUCUCUCUGUUCCUCUCGCUCUCAAAAAUACUAUAAGAUGAAUGUGACGUUGAAGUCCCUUUCGGCCUUAAACCCUAACCCUAGCUACGUCUCGUUUCCGUCCAAGAUGUCGACGUUGGUGCCGUCUCUAAGGUUCGAUCCCCUCCUCAGGCCUCGCUUCUGCAGGUUCUCUGUUAUGCCGAAAGCUGUUUCUCCCAAGCUACUUGGGGCUCGUUUUCUCUCUCUUGAGCGACGGAACUCCUGGAAACCUCCGGUUCUAACUUACGCAGCCUCUCACGAGGAGUCGAACAAUAUAGAUAUUGAAGUAGAGAAGGAUAAGGAAGAUAUCAAAUUGGAUGCCGAAGGCUCACAAGAAGCUUGGGAGCAAGUUCUAGAUUCUUUCAAAGAACAAGCCUUGAAGAUGCAAAGCAUUUCCCAAGAAGCAUACGAGGUAUACUCCAAGAAAGCAGUUAUCAUCCUAAAAGAAACUUCAGAACAGUUAAAAAUACAGGCAGAAAAGGCAAAGCACGAUUUGAGUGUGGUAGCAAAGGAAAUUAGUGAAGAAGGUAAAGUAUAUCUCACCUCAGCUGCAGAGAAUUCCCCUGAACCGGUGAAGGAGAUUGUGGAGACAUAUACUUCCUCAACUGAUGAUCUGAACGAAAUUUCAAGAGUCCAUGACUUCCACGUUGGGAUACCAUAUGGUCUGAUCCUUUCUCUUGGUGGCUUUCUUUCCUUCAUGCUGACGGGAAGCAUUGGUGCCAUUAGGUUUGGUGUUAUACUAGGUGGUACUCUUUUGUCUUUAAGCAUUUUAAGCUUGAAAUCGUAUGGAAAAGGAGAAGCAUUUCCUCUGGCCUUGAAAGGUCAAGCAGCAAUAGCAAGUAUAAUAUCUUUACGGGAGAUACUCACGCUGUCUCGGGCUCCAUCAUUUCUGAGUUAUUUUACAACCUUCAUCAGCGGUGCGGUGGUAGCAUUCUAUGUUUAUAGGAUCCUUCUGAAUCGUAAAAGGAAGAGAGGCUCAAACUUGGAAAACCAAACAGAAAAUUAGUUCGAUUGUGCAAGGGCGAAAGUUUCACUAGACUACGGUAGCUUUCUGAGGACAAAAAUUAUAGAUUUCAGGGGCAUUAUUGUCCAAUGGCUUUGGAGAAUGCUUCGAGCGACAAAAGAGAGCUCCCUCAAAUAUGUUUUGUGCUUGUGUAUUUUUAUGAAUUAAUUAGGAAUAAUAAUAUAGAUGUUACUAUGAUGUGGCAUACGCGCUCUCUUUGUUUUGGGAGAUGCUUGAAGGCAGUGAUUUUUUUUAUCUC